This is a messenger RNA of Parastagonospora nodorum SN15, 1677 nucleotides long. RefSeq lists its product as hypothetical. Gene Ontology annotation, molecular function: protein binding. The coding region runs from base 1 to 1677 and encodes 558 amino acids. The transcript is spliced from 3 exons. Lineage: Eukaryota; Fungi; Ascomycota; Dothideomycetes; Pleosporales; Phaeosphaeriaceae. The record is from RefSeq and is a predicted model, not a curated record.
AUGGCUUUGAAUGCGCUGCCUGCGGAACUCACUCUUUACAUUGCUGGGUACCUGGAUCCAGAUACAACCUUGGACUUUGCGCUUACGUGCAAGCGGCAUACGACCCUGUGUAAAUCCCUCCUCCAAGAGCACAGGAGGUUGCUCUCGGAAUGGCAGACCAUCGACACUAAGAAAGCGCAGACGUUGACCUGGCAAGUUUUGCUAGAAAUUCUUGACGAUCCGUCCAGAGGAUGGUACGUCAGAGAAUUGAGCUUGCCGGGUACUCGUCAACAAGAUUGGAGUCGUCCUCAGCCCCACAACUGGACUCAUCUUCAGUCAGGUAUCAGGGUUGAUUUCCCGGCGCCAUGUGCUGAAGAGAAGAAAAUAAUGAAGAAGGCUGCGCGGAAAUUGGGAGACUUGUAUCCAGUCCUUCAAUCUGGACACGUUCUUGCGAGGGAUCCGUCCCCACCGCUCCUACAACGUCCCAAUGAUAUCGUGGGUACCAUCGAGGAUCGCAUCGACCAAAGCAACGAUGAUGGUGUCAUCGCGAUAUUGCUACAUUAUUUGCCAAACCUCAAGACGAUUAGGUUCACAGAACACGAUGAUAGUGACUGCUUCGAACUCAUGGUACAUCGGAUUGCUGGCGCAUACCAAGAACCGUGCAAGGCCGCGAGACUUCCUUUACGACACCUUACCACUGCUGCUAUUUCCUACGGGAGAUCUGAUGAAUGUACUACUCCUCUUUGGGCAUCCGCCUUUCUUAGCAUACCGUCUCUGAGGACUUUUGCGGUUUACGAAAUGGGCGGAGGUUACGCAAAGACAAGGAAUGGAUACCUUCGACCUGUGGCUCUGUCUAUUUCCAAUGUCACCGAACUUUACUUCAAAAACUGUCUGUUUGACUACGAAGCUUUGGACACGCUUCUUGCUGGCGUCAAGCAUCUCAAGAAGUUCACCCUUGACGGCAGAGACCUGGACACAUUGCAAUCAUACGACGAAAAUAAAAGAUUGAUACCGGCACUUGUAGCACGCGUAGGCCAAUCGUUGGAGGAGCUUGUCCUAGAUUUUCCAACAGCUGAAGAGGAGGAUGAGUCUUCUGAACAGACCCUGCCAGUUUCUUUCCGAGACUUCCGAAACCUGCGAAUGCUGAACUGUGGAUGGGCAAUGGUUCGACCGAUUCCCGAUGAUGAACCAGAGGAUGACGAACCGUUGGAGCAAGGUUUUCACAGAAAAGAAGACCACCAAGAUCUAGACACAGACUUUGAUGUCCGCACUCUUCUUCCACAGUCGCUAGAAAGACUUUAUCUGAAUGGGUAUUUCGGCAGCAAUGAUGGCGACUAUGAGUGGCGAGCAAUUGAGAGAGUCUUCGCCAAUACGAGUACGGCUACGCCGCGGCUGACUAUGGAGAAUACUUGCAUCCAGCACAUAUGGAACUCCGAGGCGAGAGCGCAGAUUGGAACUGCAGAACCUCCUCCUGGUGAACAUGAACAAAAAUUUGUCGCUACCUGCGCCAUGUUUGUUGUGACUACCUUCGAUGCUGAUCGCAUGUUACCAAAGCUCAUAUGGUCGAAUUGGCGUCGGGCUGAAGUUGUGCAAUGCGGGGUAUUCUCGUAUACCAGUUCAGCUCCUGCUCCUUCGGGAACCUCAUGCGAAGAACCUGGUGGCUUUGCAUUCCACGCAAGUCAUCUGUACUCCAUGUAA